UGCACGCGUCGCUGCCUCGCCUCAUCGCCGCAGCGGUCAGCGCUCCUCCGCAGCUGCGCUCCCUUGGGUUCUCUUCCGCCGGAGAGCCAAGUCUCAAACUCCUCCAAGCUGCUCUCGUGCUGAAACUCGCUCCUGGUUUUACCUCUGGGACUGACAUCAAAUGUGCUGACUAGCAACAGAUUACCAAAACACUCAGCGGGAAGAGCUCAUUCCAGAGCGAGGCACUGCAGAAGACAUGCACAGCCCAGGUGACAGGACAGGGCUGGAGAGGCGGAAAGAGUCGAGUGCGGCGCCCCUGGCUGGCAGUGGCUGCACUACACCCGACGAGCCGCCGCUUUUGGAUGACCCUUAUCCCUUCGCUCUCGUACUACGGCUUCGUGUCCUCCAGAUCGUGUGCGGCAUUUCCGCGAUGGUGAUGGGCACGGUGACUUUCAUCGAGGAGCAGGGCGCUCUCAACCUUGGUCUCGGUAUCCCCGCAGGGGCGGCCACCGUCGCCGCUGCAGGUGCUGCUGUGCCUGGCCGCCGGCACGCUGUCCGCCGAGUGCGCGCUGCUGCGCGUCGACUGGCGCUACGACCCCGACUGACCCCUGGAGGCGCUGGCGCCGCCCCCGCCAGUGUCUGUGAGCGUCGUGGCGCUGGAGGUCCCCGCCGCGGGAGGGCCUGGAUCCGUGGCGCCAGUCGGCACCUCCAAGGUGGCGUGGGCCGUCUGACACCGGGACGAGGGACAGCCCCUCCUGCCCGCGCAGUGCGGGCGCUACGGCUGAGAACCUCUACCACCAGCGGCGCCACAGUGCAUUCUACUACUGCCCCACAUUUUCCGUCGUACCUGCUCUGUCUUUGAUGGCGAACGACUCUCUCUGCCCACUGUCUUCAGCAAUCAGGACAAUAUAAGUGUUCUAAUUCACGUUACUUCUCGUUCCAACUUCUAGUGGAAUAUCUGUGAAGUUUAAUGCAAACCGAGUGGAGAUAAAAUCUAACGGUGACAAGAUUAAGGGUGGCUGGAACACUAGAUGUAAACCAGUGUCUUUCAUAAGUGCGUUGCGGAAUCUGAAGUGUUGUAGAAGUACCAACCCUCUAUGUACAAUAAUAGGUCAAAAAGUAUUGCGCAGUAUACUGUAGCAUUAGUAAAAAUGUGUGUGAAAGUCCUAGUGGAUUAAUCCUUUCGAAACGUGUAUUAGCUUUUGGACAUUUUAUUCACUGCAUUGCGUCUACAUUUCUUUCCACGUCACGAGUGCACGUUCGUUGAUAUUUUGAGAGUGAUCAUUCGAAAACGUUUUGACAGACGAGAGCGAUAGUAAUGUCAAAUCCCUUCCCCAUAUCAUCCAUACUCAUAGAAACCCGAUGGAACUAGGUCAGAGGUGUGUGGGGCUUGUGGUUUCACAGAUGGUAUAAGUGCUUUUUUGCUGAGCGGGUACCUAGCAUUUUUGGUGGUGUAGGUUGAAGCGCCUUAACUCUGGCGUAAGAUAAUCUGCAGCUUUCGCAUGGAUUAACAGUAUUGUUCCGUGGUAAAGAUUCUUCUUCCAUCACGAAAGUACUGUUGGGGGUGAUUCAAAAAGAUAGGAUAGCUUUCAAUUGUUUAUUACAGAAAACACUGAAACGUAGAAACACAUUGCGUACUUCACUAGAUGAGAAAAGUUCAGAGUCUUACGAUGACACAGACACUAUGCUAUAUACGCAACAUGAGUACCGUAAGUUGCUCGAGAAACAUUAAAGCGUUAGUCUAUUACAUUCCAAUAGGACUCUGUUUAUUGAUUUGACAGCUUCAAGAAUUCAGCUCUUGAAGAGUAGCUGCCACAGGUAGGACAAAUAAUCUGCCUUUUACUUAUACCCACAGAAAAUUUGCAAGAAGUGAGGGACAGUGACCUUGGAUCCCAAAAGCAAUGAACAACACCUUUUUGUCCAUUGCUUGCAGUCCAACGUUGUGGAAUGGGGUUAUUAAGAUAACUCCGCACGUCAAGCUCAAAGUGAGGUAGGGCAGCGCCAUGCGUAAAAACGAAAUCAAUGGAAUCUGUAUGACACUGAGGAAACAACAAAUUUUGCAGCUUGCCCAGGCAUUCCUGUCACAGUUUCCUCCGCAAGAAAGAAAGUUUCAUAAGCUUUGUGAACAGAAACCACACAAACACCUUAAGGUUUGAAGUGUCUCAUGUUCGACAACGACCCAGGAUUUCGUGAUACCCCUAAUUCUUGCAUUAUGGUGGUUUACUUUAUCCGAUGGAUGAAACGUCGAUUCGUCCGAAAGGACGAUUUAUUCCGAAUAAGUGUCCUCUGCCAUAUCCUUGAGAACUGAAAUGCCAAAUUUAUACUUUCUGUCAUGGACGCCAUUUCUGGAGCAACUGCUACUUGUAAGGCUCCAUGUGCGGGCGUCGUUUCGGAACACACCACGCCGUUGUUUGAGGAAGUUGAAGUUCCUGACCUGUCCGUCUUGUGGACUUCCGAGACCUCGGAGUGAACGCACACGCUCGACAUUUUCAUCAGCAGUGCGUGAUCGAGAAGUACUCUUCCCUUUGCAUGUGCAGCCAAACUCCAAGAAUUUUGUAUGUCAGUCAUAAUUCUGCUUGUGCAGAGUCGGCUUCCUGUUGAGCCGAAGGCAGCAUGCACGUUGCAUUUGAACAGGAUAGUCGACUUUCCGCUACAGACGGACAAUAGCGCACCUGUUUCAAAACUUGCUCAACGCAGUGACAUGCGCUAUGUGUUUCUGCCUUUUACUGUUUAUCUAUAAUAAACUGAAAUCUCCCCAUUCUUCUUCAGCCAGUCAGUAUAUUAAUCGUCUAUAGUUACAAAAAACAUGUCACCAGCGAUCUGUUUGUAACCUGGCACAUCGCUACUCUUCUCGAGGAAGAGAAACUAACUGUGGUAUCCAAUUAGGACUAAAAAGAAACUGUCAAGUAUGGUCACACGGCGAUAAUUCCUAAACGUUGGCCCUAAUAUUCUAGUGUGACAUUGCGUGUCUGUAAUUGGAAAGGUGGUAGGGCUGAAUAAUGGUCGGACUUGGGAAUACUUAAGUCUGCCUUUAACAUAGCCUUCACCUCGCAAUUCUGGAAAUUCUUGAGGGAUCACACGUGUUUCGGACUGCACGUGAAAUUUUCGGUACCUUUUACAGGUAGAAUUUCCGGGUUAGUUUGCUGACACGCGAGUCGCCGAAGUGACGUCCAACCGAAGAACUAACACUGGGUCGUUGAGCAACACGGGAUUGUUAUCAUUCCAUGAAAGCAUUGAACACCAUUCCUAAGAAAGCCUUGAAUAAGACCUUUAUGUACCGUCUUCUUCAUUGGCAGUGUAUUGCCCUAUCGAGCAUAGUUUUUCUGUGAACUCAUAGAUUAACAUCAAGACAGAUUAUUUUUCUUGUACCAUUAUCAUCUGUCUCAGGGUGAGGAAUUUGUCGUUUGGAAGAAAUUCAUUAAAGCUUGACCGGUUUUAUGAAACUGACUGCAGCGGUUUACUGCUCAAUGGAAUGUCUCUGGUACUGAAUGAAGCAAUCAGUAUAUCGAAUGCAGCGUCGUAAGAGACAACAUAUGUUUCAUAUGUUGUUUCGACAGACUGGCAGCAGUUUACUGUAUAUAGAUGAAACUGAGUUCUUCCCGUUAGUAUGUGAAUAUGGUCGCCAUGGAAGGGUCUCAAGUAAAUCGACCAUGAUGGAAAAUCAUUAAAAUUAUAUUUGAUGCAGUGAAUAUCCAUUACUUAGAACUAGAAAACUUAAUCUCCCUAGUUCUUAUCAUUCCUAAGCGAAAGUGGCUCUUCUAUUACUAUUUUCCUAACCUUUGUACAAGAAAAUAACAUAUAAAUGACACAGAGAUUGUACUGUUCCACUGAAAAUGAUCUUGAAGACAUACGUCGUUAAUGGGUGUCUGUACGGGAGUGCUUUAUUUGAAGAGAAGUUACUGUCAAAUGUUAAGUGAAGCAGUAUGCGUAACAGUUGAUUGGAUUGAAGGAACAGUACAAAAACCAAGUUAGUGGAAGUGUGUGUUUUAUUUUUAGUUCUUUCUUAAGAACUAAUGUAGUGACUAAUAUUUGACGGGAAUUUAUAACUAACUGUUAUGAUAAAAAAGAAAUAUGUGUAUUUAUAUUUGUGAAGUGAACCUGAAUAUUUGAGCUUCUGCACUUGUAGUGUACGGAAACUCUAUAAGCUGUAGUUCUGCUGUACUAUAUAGAGAAGAGGACACGCUACUAUGACCAUAUUCGCAUAUCAAUAUUAUAUAGAAUUAAGAUAUUCUAUUGAAGAUAACUCCAUUGUGUGUGCGUACUUCCUACUGUGAAAUAUACUAUUCACUGCGAACCUCGUAUUAAAAGACGUUUUCAUCUUGAAAUACGACAGGCUUAAUCCAUAGCAAAACCUAUGUGU
Messenger RNA from Schistocerca nitens (vagrant locust), 4339 nucleotides. RefSeq lists its product as uncharacterized. Lineage: Eukaryota; Metazoa; Arthropoda; Insecta; Orthoptera; Acrididae. The coding region runs from base 236 to 841 and encodes 201 amino acids. The record is from RefSeq and is a predicted model, not a curated record. The transcript has 5 exons.